Messenger RNA from Aspergillus caelatus, 2470 nucleotides. RefSeq names its product gamma-glutamyltransferase family protein. Bases 595 to 2415 code for a protein of 606 amino acids. The transcript has 4 exons. NCBI's taxonomy places the organism in Eukaryota, Fungi, Ascomycota, Eurotiomycetes, Eurotiales, Aspergillaceae. The record is from RefSeq and is a predicted model, not a curated record.
GCUUCCUCCACCGGUUUGUAGUUCUUCAGACAAUAUCUUAUCGAUCGAUCAGUUGAAUUGAUCUACUGUUAUCUUUCGGAAUCACGCGCGUGCAUCUGACGGGUUGGGGUCACGAGGUAGCGCUUUCCUUAAUUUGGAGACAUCUACCACUACUCCACCUUCCAAGUUAGGAAGGUCUCGACUGGAGGCGGACUUUCCCCGAAUCCUUGGAAAGCAUCCUUCACUUUCACAUUCUCUUCAAAAGAGUCGUCUGGAUCGUAUCUCAAGCCAUACUAAGCCAUGGUCAAUGUCAUGGUCAUCGACGGGCUCCAGUGCCUUGUCACAUGGGGCCGACUUCGUCAGUUCUAGCCUAUCAACGACUCCAACCGCGCACGUAACCGAUAAGAUAGGAUGACUCCAACUAUACGGUGCCUUCCGAAGACAACCCGGCGGGGUAAAGGAAACUAUGGGGAAGCCUAUAACUAAUAUCUCGGCCGAAGGCCCCUCGACCCUACUAAAGGGACACGAGUUUGCUUUCCCUUUCGCUCUGUGCAUCCUUCCUACGGGUAAGACCUCGUUUCACGACGACCGCAGAAGCAAAUAGUUCAACCCAAAAUGCCCCUCAACUCGAAAGCCAUCUACUCUAGACUAAACCCCGACUUCGUUCCAUUCACGAGUCGGAGAAGUACUGUGCAUAGCACAAAUGGGAUCGUGACGUGUACCCAGCCUUUGGCAGCUGCUGCAGGCCAAAGAAUCCUGCAACAGGGAGGAAAUGCUGCAGAUGCUGCCGUAGCCGUGGCCGCUGCAUUGAACAUCACUGAGCCCUCAUCAACGGGGAUUGGAGGAGAUAUGUUCUGUCUCUUCUACGAUGCCAAAACGAAGAAAGUUCAGUCCCUUAAUGGAUCCGGGCGGUACCCUGCGAAUGCUACACUAGAGAAAAUUCGAACUGACUUGAAUGUCGGCCCAAAUGACGCUGGAACCAUUCCUAUGAAGAGCGUUCAUGCGGUGACAACUCCCGGCGCAGCUGCCGGGUGGGUUGACACCAUAGAGAAAUUCGGAAGUGGUAAGCUGUCUUUGGAACAGAUCUUACUUCCGGCUAUUGAACUUGGCGAGAAUGGUUUUCCUGUAUCCGAAUUAUCGUCCUUUUUCUGGCGAGAAGGCGAGAGCCUCCUUCGACAGGCAUCCCCAAAUGCGCAUGAGAUGCUCAAGCCAGACCAGAAGGCUAAAGAUGGUGUCAGAGCCCCUCUUCCCGGUGAAAUCUUGAAAAACCCUACGCUUGCCCAGACCUUCAGAUCACUUGCGGCCAAUGGCAAGAAGGGAUUCUACGAAGGGCGAGUUGCGGAGGAGCUGGUAAGAGUUGUGCAAGAUUUGGGAGGCUACCUUACUCUAGAUGAUCUGAAGUACCAUGCAGAGACUGGGACUCAGGAGACGGAAGCGAUCUCCCUCAAGUUCUCUGGACAGAGUAUUGCUGAGAAGCAGACUGCAGGAACAGAUGGUGAGGACAACCAAGGAGUGGAGAUUUGGGAGCACCCGCCAAAUGGGCAGGGAAUCGUUGCUCUCAUGGCGUUGGGAAUCCUUGAGGAACUUGAAAAAAUGGGCAAGAUUCCGAAGUUCACAGAGGCUCAGCAUAACUCUGCUGAAUAUCUCCAUGCAGUUAUCGAAAGUCUGCGUAUCGCGUUCGCUGAUGCAUCUUGGUGGGUCACCGACCCCGAUGUGGAGAAGGUACCAACCAGCGAACUUAUCUCUCCUGCAUACCUGGCCGAGAGGGCAAAACUGUUCAACCCGGACAAGGCGACUGAUAUCCUUGACCAUGGUAGCCCAGCUCACAACCAUUGUGACACCGUCUACUUUGCAGUGACAGACAAGGAGGGUAACGGCAUCUCGUUCAUCAAUAGUAACUAUGCUGGAUUUGGCUCUGGUAUCAUCCCUAAGGGCUGCGGGUUUACGUUGCAAAAUCGGGGAGCCAAUUUCUCUCUAGCGCCAGGUCAUCCAAAUGCGCUGGCUCCGCGGAAACGGCCUUACCAUACCAUUAUUCCUGCGAUGAUCACCAACGUCUCUGAUGGUUCAUUACACUCAGUGUAUGGUGUCAUGGGUGGCUUUAUGCAACCCCAGGGUCAUGUCCAAGUGCUACUCAAUAUGCUUGCAUUCAACUAUCACCCGCAGGCGGCGUUGGACUCCCCGAGGAUUUGUAUUGCUGCUGGCUCACCGGAGCUAGGCAAACCUGUUGAUCGCAGUGUCUAUGUAGAGGAAGGCAUCAGCGACGAGGCUGUCGAAGGCCUGAAGCGUCUCGGCCACCAGGUAAAGGUAUUGGAAGGAUGGGAGAGAGGUAUGUUUGGUAGGGGACAAAUUAUUCGUUGCCACUAUGAUGAGGGGCAAUUGGUCUACAGUGCAGGAAGUGACCAGAGAGGAGAUGGAAUGGCCAUUCCGGUGCUGUGAUGUAUUAUAGCUAGGGGCAUAAGUUGCAAAAUAGCAAGUCCACAUCAGUUAUUUU